GAAUAAAUACCAAAUCUUUUUAUUGUUUUAAUUUUAUUGUGAUUUUAAUUUCCCUCUCUCUUCACCGCCUCUUUCCAUUCAAACGAUAAUCACUGUUGUUCUCUCGUUCACUGUUUGCUGCCUGAAACUAGUAAAUCGGCGCUCUACUUCAACAAUUAAUGGAGGGCGAAACUAGUAACAUGCUCCGUUUUAAUGUUCACCUUCAGUGACCAAGCUUUCGCCUCCUCCACAUUCUCUCCUUCAUCAAAUUUCGCAACAAAGUACAGAACCCUAGUUUUACUUAGAUUUCCACUUCAAUCGGCCGCGAUCUUGGAGUGCUUUUCAUUAGCGUAAUCGAGCUGUCACUUCGUUCAGAUUAUGGCAUACUCAGAACCUGCAACAACAGAAAGGGAGCCAGUCCAGGGUACUGCUGUGCCCAGGAAACCAAGGAUUCUAUUAGCUGCUAGUGGAAGUGUAGCUGCUAUAAAAUUCGGAAAUCUUUGCCAUUGUUUUUCUGAGUGGGCAGAAGUAAAAGCAGUGGCCACAAGGGCUUCUUUGCAUUUCAUUGAUAGAGCCUCACUUCCUAAGGAUGUAGUGCUUUACACUGAUGAGGAUGAAUGGUCCAGCUGGAAUAAAAUAGGAGAUAGUGUGCUUCAUAUUGAGCUGCGGCGGUGGGCUGAUAUCAUGGUUAUUGCUCCAUUAUCAGCAAACACACUUGGCAAGAUUGCUGGGGGAUUAUGUGACAAUCUGCUGACCUGCAUUGUUCGAGCAUGGGAUUACAACAAGCCCCUCUUUGUUGCGCCAGCCAUGAACACUUUCAUGUGGAAUAACCCUUUCACAGAAAAGCAUCUCAUGUCAAUUGAUGAACUUGGAAUUUCUCUUAUUCCACCUGUACCAAAAAGGCUGGCUUGCGGUGAUUAUGGAAAUGGUGCGAUGGCUGAACCAUCUCUAAUCUACUCAACCAUAAGACUCUUCCUGGAGUCAAGGACUCAACCAGGAGAUGGAAGAAUUGGUUAAUUGGAUGUAAGUGCUUUGUGUGGUUUAUCCUUUUUCUAUCUUCUAGGGAUUUAUUACUUCUGAUUUUAUAUGUGGUGAAAUCAUGUAUGUCCGGCAUGCUAUGAAAGGUGGAACACUGAUCCUGACCUAAUGUAAGAAUUUCUCUCGUAUAUUUGGACAUGUAGUAUUAGUAUGUUUCAUAGAUUUUGUAUACCUAGGAAUACAUGUAAUAUACGAGUUCAUUUGACUUGCAUUGGUUUAAUGGUAUUUUACAGUAGUUUAGCGAUUGA
This is a messenger RNA of Jatropha curcas, 1265 nucleotides long. RefSeq names its product phosphopantothenoylcysteine decarboxylase HAL3a. NCBI's taxonomy places the organism in Eukaryota, Viridiplantae, Streptophyta, Magnoliopsida, Malpighiales, Euphorbiaceae. Gene Ontology annotation, cellular component: phosphopantothenoylcysteine decarboxylase complex. Gene Ontology annotation, molecular function: FMN binding; phosphopantothenoylcysteine decarboxylase activity. Gene Ontology annotation, biological process: coenzyme A biosynthetic process. The record is from RefSeq and is a predicted model, not a curated record.